Messenger RNA from Saccostrea cuccullata (small rock oyster), 644 nucleotides. RefSeq lists its product as uncharacterized. Lineage: Eukaryota; Metazoa; Mollusca; Bivalvia; Ostreida; Ostreidae. The record is from RefSeq and is a predicted model, not a curated record. The annotation marks the transcript as partial. The transcript has 4 exons.
GGGGCUGAAACUCAGCUUCAGGGCCGCAGUUGACCGGUCCUACGACCCCGUCCCCCAGGAACUCACUACCAUGGAUCCACUGGAGGAGGAGAGCAGUGAGGGAGGGUCAGUUACACAAGGAGGGGUCACGACCUCGGGACAUUCCUCCAUGAGCAGCGAGCCAGAGGACCCAAGAAAAGCCAAGAAAAAACCCGCCAAGGAAAAGAAGGGACCAGGGGGGAUAUUUAAAGGCUUGUUGAGGAGGAGCAACAAAAGUAAAAAGGAAGAGGCAAAAACACAGGAAGAACCAGACAGACAGACGGGGUCAGAGGAAAGGUCAAAGUCAGCAGACUCCAGGGAAGAAAGAAUUCAGGAACAGGUGCGACAAUUACAAGACCAGCAGAGCAAUGCCGAAUUCUUGAGACUCGAACAAAGAUACUCCGACAGCCACACACCGCGGCUGUCACGGAACUCCCCCCAACUACAGGACAAAUUCUCCAGACUCACCCCAACCCACAUAGGAGACCACUCAUCACGGUUCACCAAUAACUCACCUCAUCCAACUGACCAUCCGUCACGGUUCACCAACAAUUCACCCCAUCCAACCGACCAUCCAUCACGGAUGACCGAUAACCAGUUCAUGGCUGGUCCUCCGUUGGGAAAGG